Molecule: messenger RNA, 741 nt
Organism: Panonychus citri (citrus red mite)
Lineage: Eukaryota; Metazoa; Arthropoda; Arachnida; Trombidiformes; Tetranychidae
Product: peptidyl-tRNA hydrolase 2, mitochondrial-like
Exons: 2
Coding region: 88-633 (181 amino acids)
Cellular component (GO): cytosol; mitochondrion
Molecular function (GO): peptidyl-tRNA hydrolase activity
Source: RefSeq, a predicted model, not a curated record
UAACCACAUGUUGGAACAACAAAUUUUCCCUUCGCUUGAUUUUCCUUAAUUGUUUUUCCUCUGUCUUUUUCUAAUUGUGAUUAAAUUAUGAAAGGUAAUCAAUACUUAUUUAGUGAUUUUAAUAUUGGUCUUGUCACUGGUUUAGGUGUUGGAUUAGCGAUUAGUUUGUAUUAUGGAUUAAAACGUUCAGGAUUUUCCGGAUCUUCUUCUCGAGGUUUGUUGGACAAUUUAAAGAGAAUGAUUGUUGAGAGUAAAAAUGAUCUAAAGGAAGUUAUUUCUGAGGAAUACAAAAUGGUGAUGGUCGUUAAUACCAAGCUUAAAAUGGAAAAGGGUAAAGUGGCUUCUCAAUGUUGUCACGCUGCGGUUGGAGUGUUUAUCAAAUCGUUACUUAAGGAACCAAAGAAAAUUGAUUAUUGGCAAUCACAAGGAUCGAAGAAAAUUGUCCUGAAAGCGGCAGAUUCUGCACAAUUAGAGAAACUUCAAAUUCUAGCCACAGAAAAAGGUUUAUCGACCACUUUGAUUCGUGACGCUGGAUUAACACAAAUUGAUCCAGGAUCCAAGACGAUUCUUGGUAUUGGUCCGGACGCAGCAUCGCUAAUCAAUCAAGUUGUUGGUGAUCUCAAAUUGUAUUGAUAUUAAUUGUCAAUAAAUAAAUUAAACUAUCACCUCCAUCAUGUUGAUAUAAAAAUAUCAUCAAAGUGGUAAAAGUGAUUAUCAUUCAAAUGAAAACAAACAAUUGAA